Molecule: messenger RNA, 2416 nt
Organism: Salvelinus sp. IW2-2015
Lineage: Eukaryota; Metazoa; Chordata; Actinopteri; Salmoniformes; Salmonidae
Gene: elk3
Product: ETS transcription factor ELK3
Biological process (GO): cell differentiation; regulation of transcription by RNA polymerase II
Cellular component (GO): nucleus
Molecular function (GO): DNA-binding transcription factor activity, RNA polymerase II-specific; sequence-specific DNA binding
Source: RefSeq, a predicted model, not a curated record
UAGAGGAAGGAACACGAACGCCUCCAGCUGCUGGCCAAGAAGGUGACGUCAGUUGGGCCAGUAAGUAGUCAGAAUUACAAUAUUACUGUGUGUGUGUGUGUGCGCGCGGGCGCAAAGAGGAGGAAAAGCGUGUUUACACAGACUGCCGAGAGCCUGGGGAAUAAUGCGCGAGAGGAAGUGAGCCGGCUCUCUGUCUGCGCGCUCCGACUUCCUGCUCUGAAGAAGAAAAAAACCUCCGGAUCCCCUUACAGUCUCGAGUCCCGCAGCUCAGACGGCAUCAGAAUGGAAAACCAGCGCAUUAUACGGAAUUCUCUUUAAAAACAUAUACAGAAGGAAAGCAGACGUCCAACACCAGGUCAUGGAGAGUGCCAUCACGUUGUGGCAGUUCCUGCUGCAGCUGUUAUUGGACCAGAGCCACAAGCACCUGAUCUGCUGGACGUCUAACGACGGGGAGUUUAAYCUGCUCAAGUCAGAAGAGGUGGCCAAGCUGUGGGGCCUGAGGAAGAACAAGACCAACAUGAACUAUGACAAGCUGAGCCGCGCCCUGCGUUACUACUAUGACAAGAACAUCAUCAAGAAGGUGAUUGGCCAGAAGUUUGUGUACAAAUUUGUGUCCUUUCCGGAGAUCCUGAAGAUGGACCCCGCGGCGGUGGAGAUGGGUGUGAGGGGGGGUGAUGAGACUGGUGGGGCCCUGUCAGAGGGGGAGGGGGAUGAGGAGGGGAUGAGGGGCGGCCCCCCAGGGAGGAACGAGUACCUCCACUCAGGCCUCUACUCCUCCUUUACCGUCAGCUCCCUCCAGCAUCCCCAGGACCUCCUCCGCCCCCCUGAUCUGCUCCUGCCAAUCAAGGUGGAGCCUCGACAUGAUCACCAUGACAACAGUGGCACGGUGAUUCGCUUUGUUCAGAACCGCAGCCAUAAGGGCGGGGCACUGCCGAUGGUGUCGCUGCCUUCAUCCCCGCCCCCUUCCUCAAACGAGGGCUAUUAUUCGUCCAAACCUUCCCCAAGGCUAGCCUACUCCUCGUCCUGCUCCUCCUCCCCAUCACACAGCCCCACCCACGCACUCUGGAGGGCACGGAGCCCCGCCCCUGAGACUGAUGAAUCAGAGCAGAGUGCUCAACCCCUUAACCUAUCGUCUGGUCACAGAGACCGUGGCCAGGUCACACCCACGCCAAAGAAGAGGGGCUUAGCCAAUAGCGUCCCACCAAAAACCAGGAAGCCAAAAGGCCUGGAGAUAUCCGCACCCUCCCUGCUCCUGACAGCCAAUGACAUCGGAUCUAUCGCCCUCAACAGUCCUGCGUUGCCCUCUGGGUCCCUAACACCAGCCUUCUUCACUGCACAGACUCCCUCAGGUCUCAUCCUCACCCCCAGUCCCUUGCUGUCCAGUAUCCAUUUCUGGAGCAGUCUAAGUCCCGGAGGAUCCCUGAGCCCCGCUCGCCUGCAGGGCCAUGGACCCCUGUUCCAGUUCCCCACCCUGUUGAAUGGGCCCAUCCCAGUCCCCUUGUCCAGCCUGGACACCUCCUCCCCCCGACUGCUCUCCCACAGCCCACACAAGUCCUGAUCCUCCUGGAGGACAGUACCAUACUCUACUGGACUCUACUACCAACUGGACCAAAACAGGCCCGACCAGAACAAAUAGGCCCAGUCCACACAAGUUCAAAUCCUGCACCCCGACACAGCAGGACUCGAGGCCAAAUCAGGUUAAGCCAGCAAAAAUCAGGACACUGCUGCAAACCUACUGGAUCAGCCUUUAACUGCGUCAAUAUCAUGGACUUGAAGAUACAUUUUCUUUAGCUUCGUUGAAACAGUUUUUUACUUACUCAUCUCAUCCAUCUUGAAAAAAAAUUUAGUUAUCCCAUAUUUAUCCUCUUCAGAAUGCUGUUCCAUGCAUUGUACCUUGUCAGCCCUUUAUCAAACGCCUGGCGUAUGGUUAUAACGCUUUAUAAGAGACAGGGCGUGGUUAUAAAGCUUUAUCAUUGUAUAGUGGUUGAUAUGUUCAUCUGAGGCUGUGAACCUGGUUGUAUUGUUCUGGCUAUAAGUGUUUUUCUAUGGUUUUGUAUUCUAUUACACUUUAAGCAUUAUUACCUUGUACCGGCUGUGCCUUCUCAAAUGUAAAUGUUUUAUUUUCACGCUUUAAAACUUUUUUUUUUAUAGACGAAAUUCCAGUUCAAUAUUAAACAAAAGCUCAUUUGUAACAGCUUUGUUAUUUUUUUAUAAAGGAAUUGAUACAAAUGUAUUCUCAUAAUGAUCUGCUAUUUUUUUGCUGUUCGAGAGUCAAGUAAAAAUGUCUUACACAGUUAUAAAUAAACAUGAAGCAUUGAAUGCUAUACAACUAAUUUUAUAUCUGGUGUGUGUGUCAUCAGCUACCGCAAUUUCACCCAGAAAACCACAAUAAAGACAAGUGUAUUUAGCAAACAGA